Molecule: messenger RNA, 351 nt
Organism: Ilex paraguariensis (yerba mate)
Lineage: Eukaryota; Viridiplantae; Streptophyta; Magnoliopsida; Aquifoliales; Aquifoliaceae
Source: the annotation of a GenBank genome assembly
AUGCCUUCAAAAUUUAUAAAACAUCAGAUACAGGAUCUUAAGAAGGAACAAGAGAAUCAGGUUCAGCUUUUAAAGCAAAAGCAAAAGAGUGAUGAAGCAGCUAAACGGUUACAAGAUGAAAUACAAUUCAUCAAGGCUCAAAAGGUUCAAUUACAACAAAAGAUUAAACAAGAGGCUGAACAAUUUCGGGACUGGAAGGCAUCUCGAGAGAAGGAAUUGUUGCAGGCAAGUUUGAUUGUCGUUGUGAAGGGAAAGAUGUGUGGUUCGCUUGGAAGGCCAUUUGGGUGCUUAGGCAACUUUCGAGGCAGCUCUUCUUGGCGAACGGUUAUUUUGUUUUUUGUUUUGGCAUAG